This is a messenger RNA of Cheilinus undulatus (humphead wrasse), 1571 nucleotides long. RefSeq names its product gastrula zinc finger protein XlCGF8.2DB-like. The record is from RefSeq and is a predicted model, not a curated record. Gene Ontology annotation, biological process: regulation of transcription by RNA polymerase II. NCBI's taxonomy places the organism in Eukaryota, Metazoa, Chordata, Actinopteri, Labriformes, Labridae. The transcript has a single exon. The coding region runs from base 396 to 1514 and encodes 372 amino acids. Gene Ontology annotation, molecular function: DNA-binding transcription factor activity; RNA polymerase II cis-regulatory region sequence-specific DNA binding.
UGCUCUACCGUUAUGGAUGUCAACCACCGUAAAACAAGAAGAAGAAGAAGAAGAGGAAGUAGACGUGCUUCCUCUGGAUGACAUCCCCUCCCGCUUUGGUAAUGUUUAUUAAACGUGAGCUAAAGAGCCUUCGAUUAACUCGCCAGACUGAGCUGAAGACUUAACAAUGAUCCACGCCAUGCUGUGGCCUUUGUUUUAAAUAGUUCAGCAUUUGCCGAGCAUAAUAGGAAGCUAACAACGUUAGCUCUGAAGCUAACGGACGAUUUUAACGGACUGAGUCUAAGGUCCAGGUGGACUACAGAAACAGCCCUGAAGUACAUGCUGAAUAUCAUUGAUAGACGUGCACUGAAUGCUGGUUUAGUCUUUGGUUCUUUACGCGCUUGUCACUUGUCAAGAUGACCGAGCCUACGCAAAUUAAAGAAGAACAGGAGGAACUGGACUGUAAUCAGGCAAAAGUGCAGCUUCAAGGAGCAGAAGAGGCUGAUGUCAGGGCGUUUACAUUCAAUCCUGUCACUGUGAAGUGUGAAGAUGAUGAUGAAGAGGAAUGUCAGACCUCGCAGCUUCAUGAAAACCAAAAUGAAGAGUUAAGAGACACAGAGCAUUUGAAAAGAGAAGCUGAUAUAGAGGACAGUGGAGGCUCAGAAGCAGGCAGAAACUUGAAUCUGGGCAGUCGUUUACUGUCAGCUCCUCCAGAUGGACAGACGUCACACAUUUCUGGAUCUGAGACUGAUGACAGUGCUGAUUGGGAGGACAGUGAUGAACCGCGGGAAGGUUUCAAUCCUCUGCAAAACAACGAAGUAGCAGAAAAUGGUAUGAAAUAUGACACUGGAAACACAUCCGCUUGCUCCUCUGAAUGUGAUCCAACCUUUGGACUGAAGACACAACUGCAGGGACACAAAGGAAUCCACACAGGAGAGAAACCACUAAUUUGCUCAGUUUGUGGUAAAAGAUACUCUAGUAAGGGAAAUCUAAAAAAACACAUGCUACGUCACUCAGCAGAGAAGCCUUUCAGCUGCUCAGUUUGUAGUAGAACUUUUGUCAGCAGAGCAGAGAUAGUGAUGCACAUGAGAUCCCACACUGGAGAAAAACCUUUCCAGUGCACAGUUUGUGGUAAAAGAUUUAGUCACAAGGGAUCUAUAAAAACCCACUCUACCGUCCACACGGGAGUUAAACCUUUCAGUUGUUCUGUUUGUGGUAAAAAAUAUUCACAUCAUGGCCAACUGAGGCAACACUCAGCUGUCCAUACAGGGGAGAAACCUUUCAGCUGCCAUGUUUGUAAACAAGAUUGUAACUCAAAAGCAGAAAUUGUGAGGCACAUGAGGAUCCAUACAGGAGAGAAACCAUUUAGCUGCUCAGUUUGUGGUAAAGGAUUUGCACUUGUUGGCAAUUUAAGGCAACAUGCUGUUAUUCACACAGAGGAGAAACCAUUCAGCUGCAGUGUUUGUCAUAAAAAUUUCUCUUGGCAUUGGUCUCUCAAAAAACACAAAUGUGUUGUCAAGAGCAGCCAAACAUAAAUGAAACCUCCAGAUAUCAGAUGUCACCUUUAGUUUGCACAGGUGAAGUCCAACCAU